Messenger RNA from Salarias fasciatus (jewelled blenny), 8157 nucleotides. It is a transcript of the gene rsf1b.1, whose product is annotated as remodeling and spacing factor 1b, tandem duplicate 1. Gene Ontology annotation, biological process: negative regulation of DNA-templated transcription. The record is from RefSeq and is a predicted model, not a curated record. NCBI's taxonomy places the organism in Eukaryota, Metazoa, Chordata, Actinopteri, Blenniiformes, Blenniidae. The transcript has 16 exons. Gene Ontology annotation, cellular component: RSF complex. Bases 8 to 6415 code for a protein of 2135 amino acids. Gene Ontology annotation, molecular function: histone binding.
GUUAAAGAUGUCUGCUCCGGCGGCGGCGCCGAGCUCUGCUCCCGCUCUGGGUCCGAACUUCGCGGUGAUCUGCUCGUUCCUCGAGCGGUACGGAGCCCUGCUGGACCUGCCGGAGCUCACCUUCCCGCAGCUGGAGCGGGAUCUGCGGGACUCGUGCUCAGUCCCGAAGCUGCUGGUGGAUCUCCACGUCAAGCUGCUGAGGAAGAUCGGCAAGUCGGUGUCUGCGGACCGAUGGGAGAAGUACCUGGUCAAGGUGUGUCAGGAGCUCAGCUCCACCUGGGCCUGGGAGCUGGAGGAGAAGGGCUACCAGCAGAUGACCCUGGAGAGCAAGACGGGGAUCCUGAAGUACCUGUGCGAGUGUCAGUUUGACGACAACGUGAAGUUCAAGACGGCCAUCAACGACGAGGACCCCGAUAAGAUGCGCGUGCAGCCCAUCGGCCGGGACAAGGACGGCCUGAUGUACUGGUUCCAGCUGGACCAGGACAACAACGUGCGCAUGUACGUGGAGGAGCAGGACGACCUGGACGGAUCCUCCUGGAAGUGCAUCGUCAGAGACAGAAACGAGCUGGCCGAGGUGGUGGCUCUGCUGAAGACCCAGAUCGACCCGGAGCUGCUGAAGAGGGAGCUGGAGAAGAAAGCUCAGCAGGAGGAAGACAAGGACGGCGCCGAAGGUGAAGCUAAAAAGACAGACGAAACCUCCGAUGAUGACAGCAAAGACUCCAGCAAGGCCGUCUGUCCAGUCUCACCAAAGACAGAGGACAAAGACAAAACGACAGCGAGUGACGGCCUGAAGACAGAAACGGAGACCUCUGAGGACAAAUCUUCAACAGUAAACGGAGCCGUCGACAGCAAACCUGAGGCUGAAAGCAUCGGCGCUAAAGCCCAGAGCAUCAAAGAAGAACCCAUGGAGGUGUCGGACUGUAAGACGAGUACCAGCGAAACAACCAAAUCCUCCCUGUCACCAUGUUUAUCAGUGAAGACAGAAAAAGAGGCGGAGGAGGUGAAGAAGACAGAGGAGUUCCAGCCAAGCAUGAAGAACGACCAGCAGGCCAAAAUCCCCCUGAAGAAGAGAGGGAUGAAGUUCACUGAGGACUUUGACAGAAACAGUGCCAUCAUCACACAAAACCCUUCAGCAUGUGGCCUCAAGGAGGCGCCCAAAGCUCCGGAGCAGAACAGGGGCAGGAACGAUCACAUCAACGGAGACGUCCAGGCCACGUCGGACAAAGAGACGCUGAAAGACAGAGAGCACUCAAUCCAGCCGGAAAAAUGUAAAGACGUGGCUUCAGGCAAGGACAGAAAGGACCAAGUCUGCACAGAGACGAAGGAAACGCCCGGCCUGGAGGAGAAAGGGACGAUAAAAGACAGAACACAGGCAGCCCAGUCUCAUCAAGAUGGCAGAGAAAAGGAGGGUGUGGCCAAGGACGAGGGCAAGGUGGCUGAGGUCAGGAAGGACGAGGGCAAGGCUGCCGGGGGCAGGAAGGACGAGGGCAGGAAGGACGAGGGCAGGAAGGACGAGGGCAAGGCUGCCGGGGGCAGGAAGGACGAGGGCAGGAAGGACGAGGGCAGGAAGGACGAGGGCAAGGCUGCCGGGGGCAGGAAGGACGAGGGCAGGAAGGACGAGGGCAGGAAGGACGAGGUCAGGAAGGACGAGGGCAAGGCUGCCGGGGGCAGGAAGGACGAGGUCAGGAAGGACGAGGGCAAGGCUGCCGGGGGCAGGAAGGACGAGGGCAGGAAGGACGAGGUCAGGAAGGACGAGGGCAAGGUGGCUGAGGGCAGGAAGGACGAGGUCAGGAAGGACGAGGGCAAGGCUGCCGGGGGCAGGAAGGACGAGGGCAAGGUGGCUGAGGGCAGGAAGGACGAGGGCAAGGCUGCCGGGGGCAGGAAGGACGAGGGCAGGAAGGACGAGGGCAAGGCUGCCGGGGGCAGGAAGGACGAGGGCAGGAAGGACGAGGUCAGGAAGGACGAGGGCAAGGCUGCCGGGGGCAGGAAGGACGAGGGCAAGGCUGCCGGGGGCAGGAAGGACGAGGGCAAGGCUGCCGGGGGCAAGGCGGCUGAGGUCAGGAGGGACGAGGGCAGAAAGGACGAGGGCAAGGCGGCUGAGGUCAGGAGGGACGAGGGCAGAAAGGACGAGGGCAAGGCGGCUGAGGUCAGGAGGGACGAGGGCAGAAAGGACGAGGGCAAGGCGGCUGAGGUCAGGAAGGACGAGGGCAGGAAGGACGAGGUCAGGAAGGACGAGGGCAAGGCGGCCGAGGGCAAGGCGGCUGAGGUCAGGAGGGACGAGGGCAGAAAGGACGAGGGCAAGGCGGCUGAGGUCAGGAGGGACGAGGGCAGAAAGGACGAGGGCAAGGCGGCUGAGGUCAGGAGGGACGAGGGCAGAAAGGACGAGGGCAAGGCGGCUGAGGUCAGGAAGGACGAGGGCAGGAAGGACAAGGUCAGGAAGGACGAGGGCAAGGCGGCCGAGGGCAGGAAGGACGAGGGCAAGGCUGCCGGGGGCAGGAAGGACGAGGUCAGGAAGGACGAGGGCAAGGCGGCCGAGGGCAGGAAGGACGAGGGCAAGGCAGCUGAGGGCAGGAAGGACGAGGUCAGGAAGGACGAGGGCAAGGCGGCUGAGGGCAGGAAGGACGAGGUCAGGAAGGACGAGGGCAAGGCGGCCGAGGGCAGGAAGGACGAGGGCAGGAAGGACGAGGGCAGGAAGGACGAGGUCAGGAAGGACGAGGGCAAGGCAGCUGAGGGCAGGAAGGACGAGGGCAAGGCGGCUGAGGGCAGGAAGGACGAGGUCAGGAAGGACGAGGGCAGGAAGGACGAGGGCAAGGCGGCUGAGGUCAGGAAGGACGAGGUCAGGAAGGACGAGGGCAGGAAGGACGAGGGCAAGGCGGCUGAGGGCAGGAAGGACGAGGUCAGGAAGGACGAGGGCAGGAAGGACGAGGGCAAGGCGGCUGAGGUCAGGAAGGACGAGGUCAGGAAGGACGAGGGCAGGAAGGACGAGGGCAGGAAGGACGAGGGCAAGGCGGCUGAGGUCAGGAAGGACAAGGUCUGCCCAGACCAGAAGAAAAGCCCAGACAUGGGCAUGAAAAGUUCAGACCCGAAGGCGAAAGUUCUGGCCAUGGUGGAAAAAACUCCCACAGAGCAGCCCGGAAGAGAAAGAAUGAAGAUGGAAGCACACAAGUCUCCUCCACCAGCAGACGCAAUGCCGCCACCUGAAGACAUCAACAGUGUGGUGGAGACAUCCUUAAAUCAUGAAGAGAAGAAAGAGUCCAAACCAGCAGCUGCAGAGCACCGUGAUGGGACCUCCAUAAAAGACAGAACAGCAACGUCCAUCGAGUUCCAGACACUAAACGUAAACCGCCAACGCAAAUCGAAAGAUUCAGGAGAAUCAGAGGAAACCCAUGAAGACUCCCAUAUGGACACAUCAGUGUCCAGUCAGACUCCAGAAGCAGAGACGUCAGAGAGCAUCACAGACAAACCCACUAAACUGAGCCACCAGAAACACAAAGAGACGUCCCAGACUACGGCAGGGAAAUCAGAGAAACCUGUAGUUUCAGAACAGUCAGGAGGAUCUGCGGAGAAACUACCUGCAGGAGAAGAUCCUCCGCAGAAAUCCGUCCUCUGUCUAAACCCUGUGUCACAAUCCGACGCUAAGGAAGCAGAAGAACCGUCGGUCAGUGAGGGGUCCCAGGAAAAAGAGGACGCCAAGGGAAGCACAGAACCUCCUGGUAAAGAGCUGGACCAAUCCCAGGCAAGUAAGCCUGCAAAGAUGGACAUCCAGGACGCAGAUGGAAGGACAGCUGUGGACUGUGGUGACAGCCCAGCUCUGCAUGCUGGCAAGAAGAGAGACUCUACGUCCGAGCCGAUGGAAGUAACGGAACUGGACGAUAAAUUCAACCGAACAGAGAACGACGGGUUGAAGUCUGUCCUUCAGAUGAAGACCGGAGAGGUGUCUUCAGGGAGAGAUGAAGCAUCCAGUCCUGUGAAGAAGACAAAUAUCUCUGAAGAAAGCAAAAACACAGCUGAAAACCCAGAGACUGGCGACGAGAAAGUGUCCACUGACGAGAAGAGACAAAUCAAAGAUACUAAGAAUGUCCCUGGCAAGGAGAGCAAAAAAGACAGAGAGGAGGACAAGAAAACCUUGUCCAAACCGCAAGACCCCCAAUCCUCCAGCGAACCCGAGAAACACCCGAGCAAAGAAACAGACCCUCCCGCUGACGGAGGCGAGAAGACGGCGUCUCCGGUGAACCGGGACCUGGCCAACGGCGUGGAGGCUCUGAUGGACAUCCAGCUGGCUGACAUUCGCCGGAAAAACAAAUCUCUGGCGCACCGCCGGAAAGCCGAGCUGCAGCGAGAGGAGCGGCAGGGAGACUCGGAGUCGGACACCAACACGGGGAUGUCCCUCCGGAGGUCGCCCAGGAUCUCCAGGCCCACGCCCAAAGCCGUGGAGAUCCAGGACAAGAAGGUGGAGAAGUCUGCCGCGACGCCGCCCAAGAGCAAGGACAAGGACGAGGAAGGGGACGAUGACGAGGAAGAGGAGGAUGAGGAGGAGGCGAAGGCCGUCCAGAAGAAGCCCAGAGAGAAGAAGGCGGUCCAGGAGGGACAACCCAAACCCAAGGGGAGGAAGAGGCGGAAGCUGCGCUGGUCCAACACCAGGACCCGCCGCAGGAAAAAAGACUCCGAGGACGAAGACGACAACAGCGACGAGGAGUCCAGCGAGGACGAGGAGAGCGAGGAGGAGGACGACGACAGCGACGAAGACUACAAGGUGGAGCGGUCCCGGAAGAGGCGCGGCAGGAACCGCGAGAGGCGGAGCUCCGACUCGUCCACGUCCAGCGACGACGACCUGCCGCCCAACGACGACCCCUGCAAGCACUGCGGCCUUCCAAACCACCCCGAGCUGAUCUUGCUGUGCGACUCCUGCGACAGCGGCUACCACACGGCGUGCCUGCGGCCCCCCCUCAUGAUCAUCCCGUACGGGGAGUGGUUCUGCCCCCCCUGUCAGCACAAGCAGCUCUGCGACAAGCUGGAGGAGCAGCUGCUGAACCUGGACACCGCUCUGAAGAAGAAGGAGCGGGCAGAGAGACGGAAAGAGCGUCUGAUCUACGUGGGAAUCAGCCUGGAGAACAUCAUCACGCCGUCUGUGGAGGUGGAGGAGGAGAAGCCCGAGGUCCUCAUCAAGGAGAAGAAGGAGGCCAAGAGGAGCAAGAGCUGGGGCCGAAGGUCCACCAGGGCCAAGAAGACCAUCAGCUACAGGUUCGACGAGUUCGACGAGGCCAUCGAGGAGGCCAUCGAGGAGGACAUCAAAGAAGCAGAGGGAGGAGGAGCCGGUCGGGGUAAAGACAUGGCCAACAUCACGGGCCACAGAGGAAAGGACAUGUCCACCAUCCUGCAGGCGGAGGAAGGCAAAGAGAACGGCCGGCCGCCGCGGCCCAGCGCCGCCCAGCGCCGGAAGAAGAGGCGGCGGCUCAACGACCUGGACAGCGACAGCACGGUGGACGAGGAGGAGAGCGAGGACGAGUUCCGGCUCAGCGACAGCUCCGAGGAAGAGUUUGUGGCCUCGGACAACGCCACGGAACCUGAGUCGGAGCAGGAGGACAGCGACGGCGGCAGCAGCGGGAAGCGACGGCGGUCGUCCCACUCCAGGAGGGCGGUGAAGUGCAGGAGGAGCUCCAGGAAGAGGAGGAGGCCCCGAGGAUACUCCGACGACGAGGAGGACGAGACGGACGAGGACGACGACGACGAGGAAAUCGUGACUGAAGGCUCCAGUGAGUUCAGCGACAGCGACCUGGAUAUGAGCCGCCGGCGGUCUCGGCGCAGCCAUAAGAAGCAGGUGAACUACUGCGAGACCUCCGAGUCCGAGGGAUCCCAGGCCGGGACCAACCGGGCCAGGAUGAAGCCUGGGAGACUGCCGGACAGCUCGGAGAGCGACGCGAGUUUCUCCAAAGAGUCUUCAGAGGAGCGGCGGGAGCGGCGGCCCCAGAGGAGGGCCGACUCCUCGGAGGACGAGUCCCGGCAGCGCCGCAGACGCCUGGCGCUCAAACGGCGGCGAGCGUCUGAAGACGACGACUCGGACGACUCCUCGGACGAUUCUUCGGAGGAAGACCGGCCCGUCCGCAAGAGGGUGAACCGCAUCGACUCGGACGACGAGGAGGAGGAGGAGGAGCCCACGCCCCAGGAGGAGGAGAAACCCAAGGAGAGGGAGGAGUCAAAGGGAACCGCGCCGUCGGAGCCGCCGCCCAUCAAGAGCCUGGAGGGCCUCGCCGGGCGGCCCGCGCCGGCCCCGCCUCUCGACCCGCCCAAGAACACGAGCGCCGCGGCGCCCAACGGGCUGGUGGGGACGGACGUGGCGGCGCCGGACGAGGACGAGGACGACCUGUUAGGAGUCACAGACCUGGUGGACUACGUCUGCAAUAACGAGGACCUGUAGAAACGCUGGACUUUCUUUUUUGUGGUAUUGUAUUUUUAUAUUGCUUAACUUUAUUAUUCCCAUCCUCCAUCCUCGUCCCCCCCCCACCCCCUGUCCCCUCCUCCACCUCCCCGGUUCUGUCCUCACUGGUCCUGGUCACGCUCUCUGGCCAUAAGAACUGGACUCUGUUGCCAGUCUGCACGCCGUUCCGUUAGCCCCCCUCUGACCGGGUCAUCAUCGGACCGCCCAGCUUCACUGCCAGACCCCCACCCCUCCCUCCCCUCCCACCACAUCGUUCAGGUGUAAGUGUGAAGAAGCUUGAGACCAUCAUUCCAAGUCCAAUCCGCCGCUGGAAUUGUCUCGAUGUUUUGACAGGGAGAACAGCGUGACCCUGUUAGGCGGCCCGUUGGCGCCGGGAGACCGAUUGGUGCCAGGCGGGUGGCCGUUGGCGCCGGGGGGGCGGCCCGUUGGCGCCGCGUCAGCAUGAAUGAUGAACUUCAACAACAUUAUGAACCGACGUGGCGAAGCGCUGCUGCAGUACCACGGUCUGCCACCAGGUGGUGCAGUGAGUGGCUUUAGAUUGUUAAUCCUAAUGUAAAUCUUCUCAGUGCUGCCCCCAGAGCUCUGAAGUGGUACUGCAUCCAGCCGACACCCAGCCACUCUUCACUCUACAUUUCGGCGUCUUGUCAGCAGAACGUUUGGUCUUCAUUCCUGCUCCAGAUGGAGAAUCUGCUUUCGUUUCCUGUGGCUCGUCCACCGACACGGCGCCACGCGUCUGAAGCCUGGUUCAGCUUCACGCUGGAGGGUUUCUGCUGUGAAUCUGACCCAGGCUGCGGCUUCGCUCCGUCGGUGAUCAGUCAUCAUGAGCUCUAACCUUCACCUCUAAAGAAACCUCUAAAGCUCCUUGUUUCCCCAUUUUAACCCGUCUGUGACACAAGAGCUUUAAAUCUGAAUUUAACAAGCUUCUGGCUGCACUUUAGUCUUUACUCCUCCUUUCUCCGUUUCUGGUCGAUAUCAGACGUUUGAUAAGCUAACUCUUAACUGCUCACAUUCUCGUGUUUCAUCUGCGAUUGAUCUUCAAGUGAUCAACUCUUCUCUACAACACACAUUCUUAAUGUCUGAAAUCAUGGAAAUCUCAAUGUUGGCACAAACAUCCUAAAGUGUGACUCGGAAAAAAUUUAUCAGCUAAAACAACAAUUUAAAAAUUUAAAGAGAGAAGCUGGUUAAAAGUUAUUCCUUUGUAAAAGGUCUCAGCUGCAAUCAUGGAAGAAGUUUGAGUGAAGAAGCAAAAGAACGACGACUUUCACAUCAGAACAGUCGAGACAUCAAGUUUCCCCAAAACCUCCAAUAUCGUGUGUGUGUGUGUGUGUGUGUGUGUGUGUGUGUGUGUGUGUGUGUGUGUGUGUGUGUGUGUGUGUGUGUGUGUGUGUGUGUGUGUGUGUGUGUGUGUGUGUGUGUGUGUGUGUGUGUGUGUGUGUGUGUGUGUGUGUGUGUGUGUGUGUGUGUGUGUGUGUGUGUGUGUGUGUGUGUGUGUGUGUGUGUGUGUGUGUGUGUGUGUGUUGCACAGCCUCACCUUCAUGUUUUAGCUGUUGAAGGACAGAUCUAUAUCUGAGCUCGGAGCAAACCAAUGACUUCACUGACCUCUGACCUCUGCUGGAACCAGUCUGUGUGUAUAUAUAUGUGUAGUUUUUUGCUGUAAUAUAUUUAGAGGCAUUUUUAAAGAAGCAAAAAAAAAAAAAAAAAUUCUGGGGAGAAAAAUCUAU